CUCAUGUGUUUGCGCUAAUUGCGGAGCCUCGCUAUAACAGAAGAUAAAAUGUAGAAUCUGAUGAACGUUUCUCUGACAGAUUUCCCAAUUGUUUCGUUGCGUUAAAACAGCGCAGGGAGGAUGAGGAGCGUUUACGCGCAGUUUCCGCAUCUUCUUCUCACUUGUUUCUCCUCAGGAUGAAAACACAACAUCUCUGGACUUGAAGCGAGUUGAUGUUGGAGCUGAUGGAAACACACGAGUCUGUUUCUCUCCAUCUUUUCUGUUUCCAGUGGAUUUAAUCCUGAUGCGACACUUGUUCCAGAUUUUGAAGUGAAUUGACGCUUAAAAACCAGGCAGAGCAGAAGAAGACCUGCUCCCCCUGCGCUGCCUUUAUUUUAUUUUAUUUGACUCUACUGAACAAUGUGUUUCCAGUGUUGAUCUGAAGGAUUACAGCAGAUUUUUUACAUGUAGACGAGGCUCAGUGUGUUUGAGGGGAUUCGUCAGAGGCUUAUAUAAGAGCAGCGUCAUGUAUGCAGGACGCAAGAGGAGAAAACCGGUCCAGAGAGCGGUGAAGCAGCCGCCGGCCGAAGGGGCCAAAUCCAACCCAUCCAAACGGCACAGAGACCGGCUGAAUGGCGAGCUGGAGCGGCUGGCCAGCCUGCUGCCUUUCCCUGAAGAUGUCACCGCCAGUCUGGACAAGCUCUCCAUCCUCCGCCUCAGCGUCAGCUAUCUUCGUGCCAAGAACUUCUUCACUGUGGCCCUGUCCAGUAGGAACGGAGCAACUCCAGCUGGUGUGAAUGAUGACGACAGUAAAACAGCAGCAGUGGUGGAGACAAAGAUCCCUGAAGGAGAACUGUUGCUGCAGGCUCUUAACGGCUUCGUCCUGGUCAUCACGGCCAGUGGAACCAUCUUCUACUGCUCUCACACCAUCCAGGACUACCUGGGCUUCCACCAGACGGACGUCAUGCACCAGAGUGUUUAUGAACUGGUCCACACAGAGGACCAGCAGGAGCUCAGGAGAAGCCUGCAUUGGGCUUUGAAUCCUCCUGCUGCGGCUGCAGCUGCCAUCACCCAGGACUCCCCCCAAGAGAUGGAACCUGACAGUUGCUCGUCUCUGGUCACCUACAAACCUGAACAGCUUCCCCCAGAAAACUCGUCCUUCCUCGAGAGGAGCUUUGUUUGUCGUUUCCGCUGCCUGCUGGACAACUCCUCCGGCUUUCUGGCAUUGAACAUCCAGGGCCGGCUCAAGUUUCUGCACGGACAGAACCAGCGACAAGAAAACGGAGGGAAGGCCCCGCCGCAGCUCGCCCUCUUCGCCAUCGCCACUCCUCUGCAGCCUCCGUCCAUCCUGGAGAUCAGGACCAAGAACAUGAUCUUCAGAACCAAACACAAGCUGGACUUCACACCUCUGGCCUGUGACGCAAAGGGGAAGAUAGUACUGGGGUACACCGAGGCUGAACUGCGGGUACGAGGAUCAGGGUAUCAGUUCAUCCACGCAGCAGAUAUGUUGUACUGUGCAGAAAACCAUGUCAGAAUGAUGAAGACAGGAGAAAGUGGUCUGACCGUGUUCCGGCUCCUCACCAAGGAGAAUUUCUGGAAAUGGGUCCAGGCUAACGCCAGACUGGUUUACAAGAACGGCAAACCGGACUACAUCAUCGCCACCCAGAGGCCUCUCUUGGAUGAGGAGGGAGGAGAACACUUGCGCAAGCGCUCCAUGCAUCUGCCCUUCACCUAUGCCACAGGUGAGGCGCUGCUCUACCAGUCCAACCAUCCCAUCGCAGGCUUUGGAGACGGUGGCCACGAGAAAAACGGAAGCAAAUCAAAGAAGAGCCGCACUGAACGGCUGUUAAGGGAGGGUCUGGACCCUGGCUCCCUCCUGGGGGCGCUCAUGAGUCAGGAUGAGUCGGUUUAUGUUUGUCAGCCUGCCCUUGAGCCCAAGAUGUCGUUCCACAGCACCUUCUUUGGAGAACAAAUGGGCUUCUCUGACUCUGAACCCUCCAGCUUGCACCAGAGCUGGGACGAGCUGAGCAACGGUGUGGUGGGUCCAGGCAACACAGAGCCGAACACGGGCUUCGACCCGCUGCUGGCUACUCUGGACUCGCUCUCCCUGGAAGGCCAGGGGGUGGUGGAUGCAGACGACGGGGGGUGCUCUAACGGGGAGCUGUUUCGAGCUCUGGAGGGGUUGGGGCUUAGCGCUGAGGACCUGGAGCUGCUAUUGCUUGACGAGCGGAUGAUCAGAAUUGAGAUGGACCCUGAACGGGUGCCCACGCUGGACGAUCUGCUGACGAAUGACGAGAUCCUUUCAUAUAUCUACGACUCCAUAGAGGGAAGGACUGAUUCCGCAGUGCACACGGGCCAGGGGCCUCUUAGUAGCGCCCCAGCCACAGUUACAACAUUGUCCCUUCCUCCCACCUCUGACACUAAUGUGCAAAUGCAGUUUCCUCAUCACAAGCCUCCCCUGGUGGGACAGGCUCCCAUCGUGCAGCUGUCGCAGCAGAUGCAGCAGCACUUCAACAUGCGAACAGGUAAAGUGACGCAUAACUGGGACCAGCAGAGCGACCAUUUGACGAACACGAUAGUUAAUGGAGAGCUGCCGGGGCAAAAUCAAUCAGUUUCUAAUGGUCAGUGGACGCCGCAAGGCAUUGUCACCAGUGUAGGGAUACAGCUGGGACACUUGAACACGCAACAGACUGUUUUCAACGGUAAGGCCCCUGCGGUGGAUCAGCAGCAAACACAUCAACACUACCUUCAGCAGCAGCAGCAGCAGCCCAGGAUGCGGAACCAGUUCUCACCGCAGUGCCAUGCCAAACACAAGGCAUCCAACCUCAAUGGACUGUGUGGCAUCUCCAGCACAGAGCAUGCAGCUGGGAAGUCCCAGUGGCAAGACUACAGAUUCAGCCAGAGUCUGGGCAGCAACACCUGCCUCGACAACAGCCAAAAACCUCUGACAAGCACCUCACUAGAUUCAUGCAUGGAUUAUAGCAUGGCUGACACUGAAAACGCAGAUUACACCAUCAGCGGAAGCGGUUUGUACGAGAGGAGCGGGCAGCAGCACAGGGCUGAGCCCAUGGCCUCAUCUUUCCAGGGGAUGAACCACAAACAACAGCAGGAGCAGAUCUCGGUUCCUUUGGCUCAGGUCAUUUCCGGCCUGUCGCAGUGCCCUCCCGCCAACGCCUCCCUGGAGCAGAUCCUGGGUGUGGCUAAACCUUGCCGGCAGCUAGACCAUUAUGGCAUGGUGACGUCGGAGAGGCCUCACGAUCCCAAUCAUAGCAAGAUGGAGAACGGCUGCAUCCUGAGCAGCACUUACCCAGGAGGCUGUGCUCUGCCCAACGGAAACAGACCAGCGCCCCCUACUGUCCAGAUGCCCGGCCCUGACACUCUGUCAAGCCUCCCCGACCCUCCAGCCACCGGCUUCUACCUCUGACCGUCUGACCAGUGACAGCUAACAGAAACUGAUACUGGCCAGAGACACACAAUGACUGGAGCAGCCUUACAGAAACCAUUACAAACAAAGCUGAACGAACGUAGGCCUAUGUGUAUUUCUUUUCUUUUUCUUUUUUUAAUUUGGAUUUUAUUCCUUUUUGGGGGGAGGAGGGGAUCAUCGCGUUUUAUUUCAAGACAUAUUAUCAUAUGAGUCCUUUGUUUACAAUAAUGCAGUCAAGAGUGCUGAGUGGAGUUUGUUUUAAUACAGCGACGGAAAUAUGUGAGUUUCAUGAGUUCGGAUACAACGCAAAGCACAGUUUAGAUUUUCGAGGCAGGUAAACAUUAGGAUACUGUUGAGACUUCUAAAAUCAAUUAUUUUCUAUAUUAAAAAAAACGCAGGAUUUCGGGUUAAAGUUUGAUGAAACAGUUUGCCCUAAAACAUCUGGAUUACCUUUGUUUUAUUGGUGGGUCAUCCUGAAGUUUGCCGCAGAUAAACAGCAGGAAAUGUAUGUAUUUAUCAGUUUGGUCAUUUUCUAAGAAAAAUACAAAACAUUUCCUUAUUCUAACCUUUCAAAUGUCAGGAUAUGUAUAUAUAUAUAUAUAUAUCUGUAUCUAUCAAAUUUUCCAGAUUCAAAUCAUGAUCUGGUGUUAGAGUUAGGACAAAUGUGCUUGUCUUUGUAUCCGAAUCUGUCAGUGCAGCUCGGUCGAUGGGAGAAUUCAGCUCCGCUCACAGUUCUUCGUCACGCAACAAGAAUGUAAUCUUUCCGUGUUCAGUGAUUUCUUUGUUGAACAGUUUUACUCGUCAACAAUGAGAUUAUUUUUCGUAUGUUUGGAGGGAAAAAACAGUCUAGAAUAUUGAAAUUAUGGCUAGAAAUAUCCUGCACUUUAUUUCAAGCACCCACUUAAUGCAGAUCUGUAGUCAGGGACCCUGGUGAACAACAGACCCUGUUUUAAUUUGGUUGUUGUUUAUCUUUGAAGCAAGAUGGACAAGUUUGUAUUUUUUAUUCCUACUUUGAGGUACAUUUCAGGUGACACAUUAAUGGCCUCACAAGCACAAACACUCCCGUACAAUUUAUUAGUGUCAUCAUUUUCAUCUUUCCCGACUUGAAUUUUUUUUAUGGGUUGUUGAUGUUUAAAAAAUCUUGGACCUCUUGGAUGAGUUUUCUUUUCUUUUUUAAUUUCUCUCUUAUUUUGUUUAAAGUUUAACGGACUUGAGUAGGGGAUUUCACUUUAAUUUUAAUUUACUGUAUUUAUUUAUGUCCUACAGCAAGCAUUCUGGAUUGAUUUGAAGUUAAUGUGUGAAACAGGUUCUUGAACAAAAGCAGUGAUGUAAAAAAAGAAAUAGAAAAUGUCCUCUUCUGUGGUUCUCCUGCGAAGCAGCUUAUUGCUCUUCUGAGGAAACCAAUGAAAUAUAUAUAUAUAUAUAUUUUUUUUUUACAGUUAAUCCAAACCCACGUCCAUCACAGUAUAAA
Messenger RNA from Platichthys flesus (European flounder), 4874 nucleotides. RefSeq names its product aryl hydrocarbon receptor-like. The transcript is spliced from 11 exons. Gene Ontology annotation, biological process: regulation of transcription by RNA polymerase II. The coding region runs from base 506 to 3403 and encodes 965 amino acids. The record is from RefSeq and is a predicted model, not a curated record. Gene Ontology annotation, molecular function: nuclear receptor activity; transcription cis-regulatory region binding; protein dimerization activity. Gene Ontology annotation, cellular component: aryl hydrocarbon receptor complex; nucleus. NCBI's taxonomy places the organism in Eukaryota, Metazoa, Chordata, Actinopteri, Pleuronectiformes, Pleuronectidae.